Molecule: messenger RNA, 4717 nt
Organism: Salarias fasciatus (jewelled blenny)
Lineage: Eukaryota; Metazoa; Chordata; Actinopteri; Blenniiformes; Blenniidae
Gene: dgkh
Product: diacylglycerol kinase, eta
Exons: 31
Coding region: 87-3989 (1300 amino acids)
Biological process (GO): phospholipase C-activating G protein-coupled receptor signaling pathway
Cellular component (GO): plasma membrane
Molecular function (GO): ATP-dependent diacylglycerol kinase activity; protein binding
Source: RefSeq, a predicted model, not a curated record
GGUCGUGAAUUCCUCCACCUCCCGUUCCGCUCCCUCCCGGUUCGGGCUUCUCGUCUCCCCGGAGCAGCGCGCGGAGGUCCGGGACUAUGGAGGAUGGCUACCCCUGCACGCGCAGCCCGGCCUGGGAGGAACUGGAGCCGGAGAAAGGACCGGCGUCCGCGGCGGGGAUCCACGCGCAUGUGGUGGGCGCAGCGUCCGGCUCCGGAGCCGCGGACGAGUCCUCCGACAGCGAGGCGGAGCAGGAAGGGCCGCAGAAACUCAUCCGGAAGGUGUCCACCUCGGGACAGAUCCGGACCAAGACGAGCAUAAAGGAGGGACUGCUGCUGAAACAAACCAGCUCGUUUCAGAGGUGGAAAAAACGCUACUUCAAGCUCAGAGGUCGAACCCUCUACUACGCCAAAGAUGCCAAGUCGGGCAGCGCCGUGGCGCGCUGGCAGGAGCGGGCGCUGCGCCGGGUGUCCAGGAGCCGCGUGUGCUGGCGGGUGCUGGCGGUGUGCUGGACGGGCGCGCGGCGCUCCCCGCCGCCCCUGGGCGCCAGCGGAUCUGAGGAGGGCCUAGUGAGGAUCCGGUCCCUUAUCUUUGAUGAGGUGGACCUGUCGGACGCCAGCGUUGCAGAGUCCAGCACCAAGAAUGUCAACAACAGCUUCACGGUGAUCACUCCGUUCCGCAGGCUCAUCCUCUGCGCCGAGAACCGGAAAGAGAUGGAGGACUGGAUCAGUUCGCUGAAGUCCGUCCAGUCCCGAGAGCACUACGAGACUGCACAGUUUAAUGUGGAACAUUUCUCAGGGAUGCACAACUGGUACGCCUGCUCCCACGCACGGCCCACCUUUUGCAACGUCUGUAAAGACAGCUUGUCUGGGGUCACGUCCCACGGCCUCUCCUGCGAAGUCUGUAAAUUCAAGGCCCACAAGCGCUGCGCCGUCCGAGCCACCAACAACUGCAAGUGGACGACGCUGGCCUCCAUCGGGAAGGACAUCAUCGAGGAUGAGGACGGGGUCGCCAUGCCUCACCAGUGGUUGGAAGGCAACCUGCCGGUCAGUGCCAAGUGUGCGGUGUGCGAUAAGACGUGCGGCAGCGUGCUGCGCCUGCAGGACUGGCGCUGCCUGUGGUGCAAAGCCAUGGUUCACACAGCCUGUAUGGACCUGUAUCCUCGCAAGUGUCCUCUGGGUCAGUGCAAAGUGUCCAUCAUCCCCCCGACCGCGCUCAACAGCAUCGACUCGGACGGCUUCUGGAAGGCCACCUGUCCGCCCUCCUGUGCCAGUCCCCUCCUGGUCUUCGUCAACUCCAAGAGCGGCGACAACCAGGGCGUGAAGUUCCUGCGGCGCUUCAAGCAGCUGCUGAACCCGGCGCAGGUCUUCGACCUGGUCAACGGCGGGCCGCACCUCGGCCUGCGCCUGUUUCAGAAGUUCGAUAACUUCCGGAUCCUGGUGUGCGGCGGCGACGGCAGCGUGGGAUGGGUCCUGUCUGAGAUCGACAAGCUCAACCUCCACAAGCAGUGCCAGCUGGGAGUGCUGCCUCUGGGCACGGGGAACGACCUGGCCCGGGUUCUGGGCUGGGGCCCGUCCUGCGACGACGACACGCAGCUGCCGCAGAUCCUGGAGAAGCUGGAGCGAGCCAGCACCAAGAUGCUGGACCGCUGGAGCAUCAUGACCUACGAGAUCAAGAUCCCGCCCAAACACAGCGGCCCCGCCACGCCCGAGGGGCCCGACGACUGCCAGUUCCACAUCGCGGCGUACGAGGACUCGGUGGCGGCUCACCUCACAAAGAUCCUCAACUCGGAGCAGCACUCGGUGGUCAUCUCCUCCGCCAAGAUCCUGUGUGAGACGGUGAAGGACUUUGUGGCCAAAGUGGGGAAGGCGUACGAGAAGAGCUCCGAGAACGUGGAGGACUGCGACACCAUGUCUCUGAAGUGCGCCGUCCUCAACGACAAGCUGGACUCGCUGCUGCAGACGCUGAACAGCGAGUGCCAGGCGCUGCCGCCGCCGCCGCACGCCACGCCUCCCAUUGUGGAGGAGGAGCAGGAGGAGGAGGAGGAGGAGGAGGGGGACGAGGACGAGGAGGAGGAGGCCAGCGAGGAGAGCCUGACGGAGCCCAAGAGGAAGCUGGAGGAGGAGGAGACGGAGAAGAGAGGAGGGGCCGACUCCGCCCACCAGCUGUUCCGCAGCAGAGAGCAGCUGAUGCUGCGAGCAAACAGCCUGAAGAAGGCCGUGAGGCAGAUCAUCGAGCAGGCCGAGAGGGUGGUGGACGAGCAGAACGCGCACACCGACGACACCGAGCUGCCGUCGCCGCUGGAGUUCCGGAAGGACGGCGAGGACGAGAACCGAGACAGCGAGAAGGACGAGGACACCAAGGAGCUGGAGGCCGUGUCGGCUGCUAAGAGUCCCUGUUCUCCCACGGAGAGGAGGGUGAGUCGCAGCACCCAGUCCUACGGCUCCUUCACCAUCACCCCGUUCACCACCAGCAAGGAGAACCUGCCUGUUCUCAACACACGCAUCAUCUGUCCAGGAUUACGAGCAGGUCUUGCCGCCUCCAUCGCCGGCAGCUCCAUCAUCAGUAAGAUGCUGCUGGCGAACAUCGACCCGUUUGGCGCCACACCGUUCAUCGACCCCGACCUGGACUCACUUGAAGGCUACAUGGAGAAAUGCGUCAUGAACAACUACUUCGGCAUCGGCCUGGACGCCAAGAUCUCCCUGGAGUUCAACAACAAGCGGGAGGAGCACCCCGAGAAAUGCAGGAGCCGAACCAAGAACAUGAUGUGGUACGGCGUUCUGGGCACCAAGGAGCUCCUGCAGAGAACCUACAAGAACCUGGAGCAGAAGGUCCAGCUGGAGUGUGACGGGCAGUACAUCCCCCUGCCCAGCCUCCAGGGCAUCGCCGUGCUCAACAUCCCCAGCUACGCCGGGGGAACCAACUUCUGGGGCGGGACCAAGGAGGACGACAUCUUCUGCGCUCCGUCGUUCGACGAUAAGAUCCUGGAGGUGGUGGCGGUGUUCGGGAGCAUGCAGAUGGCAGUGUCCCGGGUCAUCAAGCUGCAGCACCACCGCAUCGCCCAGUGCCGCACGGUGAAGAUCACCAUCCUGGGAGACGAGGGCGUCCCCAUCCAGGUGGACGGCGAGGCCUGGAUCCAGCCGCCCGGCGUCAUCAAGAUCCAGCACAAGAACCGGGCGCAGAUGCUGACCAGAGACAGAGCCUUUGAGAACACGCUCAAGUCCUGGGAGGACAAGCUGAAGUACGACAAGCCGCCGCUGCGGCCGCACCUGUACCCGCAGCAGUCGGUGGACCUGGCCACGGAGGAGGAGGCGGCGCUGCUGCAGGCCUGCGCCCGGGCCUCCGAGGAGCUCAUCACCAGGAUCUGUGAGGCGGCCAAGACCAACGGCCUCCUGGAGCAGGAGCUGGCCCACGCCGUCAACGCCGCGUCCCACGCCAUCAACAAGACACACCCCAAGUUCCAGAGCCUGACGAGGAACACGGCCAUCGAGGUGGCGAGCACCGUCAAGGCGCUGUACAACGAGACGGAGUCCCUGCUGCUGGGCCGAGUCUCCCUGCAACUGGAUCCGCCGGAGGAGGAGCAGCUGUCCGGCGCGCUGCAGAGCGUCGAGGUGGAGCUGGGCAAGCUGGGAGAAAUCCCCUGGCUCUACCACAUCCUGCAGCCCAACGACGAGGAGGACCCCUCUCUGGGUUACGGCAAGAGGAACAGUCGCAGCAGCAUGUUCCGCAUUGUGCCAAAGUUCAAGAAGGAGAAGGCGUCCAAGAAGACCAGCCCCCAGUCAGUGGAGAGGUGGGGCACAGAGGAGGUGGGCGUCUGGCUGGAACAGCUGAGUCUCGGGGAGUACAGAGACACCUUCAUCCGACACGACAUCCGCGGCUCGGAGCUGCUGCACCUGGAGAGGAGGGACCUGAAGGAUCUGGGGAUAUCGAAAGUGGGUCAUAUGAAGAGAAUUCUCCAGGGAACUAAGGACCUGGCCAAGGCCUCCAUGGUCGACCUCUAACGUGGGAGUGACGUGAAGCUCCCGCCGGGGGGGCGGUGGGGGGGUCCAGCCGUCCCCUGGCGUCCGGAGCGUUCGGGAGCACCACAGGAAGUGGAGGGGGGGAGGACGGCGUGGAGGACGGCGUGGAGCCGGCGGUCCGUCCCCCGGUUCAGACACUCUCAACAAGAUGCAUUCUGUUUGUGCUUCGGUGCCAAAACGACUGGUGGAGAAAACUACACACACACACACACACACACACACACACACACACACACACAUACGGAGACAAGCCACUCCCACUCCUCGCCCUCCGUCAGGUAUGCAACUCGCCCUCCUCUCAGCGAGCUGGUAGCAGAACUCGGGUUCGGUUCUUGGUUCUGGUAGCGUUUGGAGACCAUCGGCUGGAUCUUCGCCAAGACGGCGCCGGCGCCCGGGAAGCCGCGGGAAACCCUCGCACGCCAUGCUUGCUCAACUUUAGAUCGGUUUAAGUGCAUGAUUAGCGUCUUGAUUUCUUCUGUGUGCGAAUUAACACUUGAACAAGUUUGACAUGACUUUAGUAUUACGAUGCCAUCUGUUACUACUGAGUGCAUCCCUUUCUUUUCUGUUUUUAUGAUUACUUUUAACAGUUCAACUCUUUCUAGCUUUAAUUUAUUUCCUUUGCAUGAAGUGUCAAAGAUUUCUGUCAGGUGCCAUAUCAGUUAUUUAGCGUAAAAUGUGCUUUAUUGGUAAAAAUGAUAAGAAUUUUUUUA